AUGCGUCGCUUUGAGAGAAUUUACGACGUGGUCGAGCCUGUCGAAGAAUAUCGUCGUGGUGGCUACUACCCAGUGUGUCUUCAUGACGUAUUUAAUAACAGAUACGAAGUUAUUGGAAAGUUGGCGUUUGGCCAGUUUUCAACGGUAUGGCUUGCAAGCGACCUAAAACUUCACCGGAUAGUCGCAUUGAAGAUUCUCAAAUCAAAUGCCUCAAAAGACAACAAGGAACUUGAGAUUUACCGCCGCCUGUCUGAUCUUACGGUAGAUCAUCCUGGGAAAAACCACGUUUUACAGCUGUUGGAUCAUUUCAUGCACGAUGGCCCCAAUGGAACUCAUUUGUGCCUUGUGUUUCCUGUCAUGUUGUUCGAUGGCAACUCGAUGACUGUCACUGGGAUACGACAUGGUGUAGAAUAUGUAGAAACCAUUUCUAAGCAGCUAUUACUAGGAUUGGACUUUCUCCAUGGACAAGGAAUUAUUCAUUGCGACCUACAACCCGCGAAUAUCAUGUUCUCAGUUGUCAGUGCUCCUACUGAUGACUUCCUGCAACCGCCCAAAUUCAGUCCCGUCAGGUGGCUCGAAGGGGUGGAAGUGGACGACAGUGUUCCAAGGUAUUUGAUGGCUACCCAGAGACUCCGAGGGAGUUUGGACGAUGCAGACUAUUCCAAGUUGUUGGUUAAGAUUGGAGAUUUGGGCGGGGGUAACAUGCUUCGACAAAAGUUUUUCUAUUGA
Molecule: messenger RNA, 729 nt
Organism: Talaromyces rugulosus
Lineage: Eukaryota; Fungi; Ascomycota; Eurotiomycetes; Eurotiales; Trichocomaceae
Exons: 3
Coding region: 1-729 (242 amino acids)
Biological process (GO): spliceosomal complex assembly; protein phosphorylation; regulation of mRNA processing
Molecular function (GO): ATP binding; protein kinase activity
Source: RefSeq, a predicted model, not a curated record